Messenger RNA from Mus pahari (shrew mouse), 1216 nucleotides. RefSeq names its product growth factor, augmenter of liver regeneration (gene Gfer). NCBI's taxonomy places the organism in Eukaryota, Metazoa, Chordata, Mammalia, Rodentia, Muridae. The transcript has 3 exons. The record is from RefSeq and is a predicted model, not a curated record. Gene Ontology annotation, cellular component: mitochondrion. Gene Ontology annotation, biological process: liver development. The coding region runs from base 84 to 680 and encodes 198 amino acids. Gene Ontology annotation, molecular function: flavin-dependent sulfhydryl oxidase activity; flavin adenine dinucleotide binding.
GCCGCGCGCUGGCGCUGGCGUGCACGCUCCUCCGGCCGGUCGCCGGCACGCCCUCUUGGCCCCGCUGCCCGCACGCCAGUAAGAUGGCGGCGCCCGGCGAGCCGGCGGGCUCCCCUCGCGGCAGCCGCUUCUCCUUCCUGCCGGGCGGCGCGCGCUCCGAGAUGACCGACGACCUGGUGACUGACGCGCGGGGCCGCGGCGCAAGACAGAGAGACGACGCCACUCCUGCCGCGGCCCCGGCGCCGCAAGGUUUGGAGCACGGGAAGCGACCGUGCCGGGCCUGCGUGGACUUCAAGUCGUGGAUGCGGACCCAGCAGAAGCGGGACAUCAAGUUUAGGGAGGACUGUCCACAGGAUCGGGAGGAAUUGGGUCGCCACACCUGGGCUUUCCUCCAUACGCUGGCCGCCUAUUACCCGGACAUGCCCACGCCACAACAACAACAGGAUAUGGCCCAGUUCAUACACAUAUUUUCCAAGUUUUACCCCUGCGAGGAAUGUGCGGAAGACAUAAGGAAGAGGAUAGGCAGGAGCCAGCCAGACACGAGCACUCGAGUAUCCUUCAGCCAGUGGCUGUGCCGCCUGCACAAUGAGGUGAAUCGGAAGCUGGGCAAGCCUGAUUUUGACUGCUCGAGAGUAGAUGAGCGUUGGCGUGACGGCUGGAAGGACGGCUCCUGUGACUAGAAGAUUACCAGCAUGCGUGAGGGGCAUCUAGCCUGGUUCUAUGGGCAACAGCCUGAUUGACGAUUAAAGUGCAUCUGAGCCAACACUUGUUUCUGUAGUUGGGGGAGAGAUCCCUAGAACACUGCCUCUGGGAACCCUGCCACAAGAUUAAGAAAUGGAGGUGCCUACUACAGACACUUGGGUGGCCUCCUCAGCUAAAGCCCCAGGGGACUAAAGGUGAGAGGCAGGAAUGGUCCAGGGUGCCCUGUACCCUUCAUUUGGAACAUAGUUGCCCCAAAGGAAGAUGGGCUAAAUGAUUGCCUUACUACUACACAGCCCUGGCUGCCUACAAGAACUGUGACCCUGGCAACUCUGCCAUUUCAGAGUUGAAGCAGGGUUCCCUGGCUCCAGCAGAGUUUUUCUCUUAGGGUAUACCAACCAUGGUGCCCAGGGUCAGCCUGGCACAUGGUCUUCUGCAGCUAUGACAAGCUUGUCAGCAGAGGAUCCUGGGAACAGCUUCCUUAGCAUUUGAGACCAAAAUAAAAUGAAGUGACUUA